Dichomitus squalens LYAD-421 SS1 is the source of this 666-nucleotide messenger RNA. RefSeq names its product glutathione S-transferase C-terminal-like protein. The record is from RefSeq and is a predicted model, not a curated record. Bases 1 to 666 code for a protein of 221 amino acids. Lineage: Eukaryota; Fungi; Basidiomycota; Agaricomycetes; Polyporales; Polyporaceae. The transcript has 4 exons.
AUGUCGCACGGCAAGCAGUUCACGCUCUACACCCACACCGGCGGUCCCAACGGCUGGAAAGUUGUGAAUGUUCUCGAGGAGCUCGGAUUGACCUACGAGCCCAUCUACCUCGACUUCGGAAAGAACGAGCAGAAGGCUCCGGAGUACACCAAGUAUAACCCGAACGGCCGUAUCCCCACCCUCAUCGACCACAAGAACGGCGACUUCGUGCUCUGGGAGUCCGACGCCAUCCUCCUCUACCUCACCGACAAGUACGACACAGAGAAGCGGCUGACCGUCACCGACGAGAAGGAGAAAUACUCCCUCUUCAAGUGGCUCUUCUUCCAGUCCUCGGGCCAGGGCCCGUACUUCGGCCAGGCGGCGUGGUUCCUGCGCUACCACCCCGAGCAGGUUCCCAGCGCGAUCGAGCGGUACCGCAAGGAGACCCUGCGCGUGAUGUCCGUCCUUGAGUCAGUGUUGUCGAAGCAGGAAUGGCUCGUGGGAGGCAAGCCGACGAUUGCGGACUUCUCUUUCAUCACCUGGAACAACGUCGCGCUCAGCUUCACUCUUAAGGACUAUGCCGACGUCCAAAAGGAGUACCCGGCGUUCCACGCGUGGCACCAGAAGCUGGUGUCUCGCGACAGUGUCAAGAAGGCCCUUGCCACACAAGCUGCCUUGAGCCAAUGA